Messenger RNA from Schizosaccharomyces cryophilus OY26, 3052 nucleotides. Its product is annotated as kinesin-like protein Klp5. Gene Ontology annotation, molecular function: ATP binding; microtubule motor activity; microtubule binding. Lineage: Eukaryota; Fungi; Ascomycota; Schizosaccharomycetes; Schizosaccharomycetales; Schizosaccharomycetaceae. Bases 188 to 2884 code for a protein of 898 amino acids. The transcript is spliced from 2 exons. Gene Ontology annotation, biological process: microtubule-based movement. The record is from RefSeq and is a predicted model, not a curated record.
CAAGUGUUUACCUGGUAAACAACAAAGUUGAAACAGCAGGACGAAAACCAGUUAGAACGCUCAUUUUCACCAUUUUCUUCUACUUGAUUCUUUCAUAUUCAAAGUUCGAUUUCCUUGGGUUGCAAAUCUGGCUUCCAUAAAAUUCUACUUUUUACUUGGAUGAUUGCUUGUGCGGCGACGAGUUUCGAUGUCAAGACAAUCGUCCAUCUCUGUCGCAGUUCGAGUUCGUCCAUUUAGUACCAUUGAAUCCGCCAACUUACUUGCGUCUUCAGAUGGGCAGUCUCUAGCAAGUUCACUUUCUUUUAAAAAUCCAGGAGUAUGCCGAGGGAUUCGAAGAGUGGUAAAGGUUUUGGAUGACCGUGUACUGGUCUUUGAUCCUCCCGACGAUGCUUCUUCCAUGCACGCUGGCGGUAGACGAAUGUCUGCUCCUCAGCGUAACAUCUCUCGACUUUCCGGUAGAAAAGGAAACUUUACUGGAUUUGGUCGCGAUCUUCGUUAUGCUUUCGACAGAGUAUUCGAUGAAACUGCCUCGCAGCAAGCCGUGUAUGAGCAAACUGCUCGCCCUCUCUUGGACAAUAUUCUAGAUGGGUUCAAUUCCACGGUUUUUGCGUAUGGUGCUACUGGUUGUGGUAAAACUCAUACAAUCACCGGAACGAAAGAGGAUCCCGGCAUUGUGUAUCUGACUUUAAAGGAGCUUUUUGAACGAAUGGACGACUUGAGGGAUGAAAAAAUAUUUAGUAUCUACGUAUCUUACUUAGAAAUUUAUAAUGAAACCAUUCGGGAUUUGCUGACUGAGCAACCGUUUGCUCAGUCCAAACCUCUAACGCUGCGCGAGGACGCUGACCGUCGAAUUACCGUUCCAGGACUAACCUCUUUAUCUCCUACCUCUCUUGAAGAAUUAAUGGAAAUUGUUGCUCGUGGAAAUGGAAAUAGAACCAUGUCACCCACAGCAGCAAAUGUUGCCUCUUCACGAUCUCAUGCUGUCUUGCAGGUUUCUUUGGUACAAAAGCCGCGUACUGCAGGUAUUAAUGAAGAUCACGCUUUGGCUACCUUGUCCGUUAUUGACCUUGCUGGCUCAGAACGUGCAAAUGCUACUAAAAACCGAGGAGGCCGUUUAUUGGAGGGUGCCAACAUUAACAAAUCGCUUUUGGCUUUGGGAAACUGCAUAAAUGCUUUGUGCGAUCCACACAGAAGGGCACACAUUCCUUACCGUGAUUCAAAAUUAACGAGACUACUCAAAUUUAGCCUUGGUGGUAAUUGCAAAACUGUGAUGAUAGUAUGCAUUUCUCCCUCAUCAUUCCACUAUGAAGAAACCCAUAAUACCUUAAAAUAUGCUAAUCGUGCUAAAAACAUAAAAACAGAGGUUUUGAGGAACAUGAUUAGCGUUGACAGGCAUGUUAGUCAAUAUGUAAAAGCUAUAGUGGAUCUUCGCCAACAAAUAGCUGAACUCGACAGCAGAUUAGCGAAUCCUGCCUCGUCUGCCUCCGUAGCAGCAACCGCAAAGAACCAAGCAGCUGCGCAAGCUAAAGCUUGCGAAUCAAAGUUAAUGGAAGCUAAAGAUUUACUGCGUGCUACCUUUUUGGAAACAUUACCUUUGCAAAAAGACACAAUUGGAAAAGUUGAGAAAGUCAAGCACUAUGAUGAUUCUAUCAAUAUUCUAAAAUAUUGGAUAUCUUCUUGCGAACGGAUCGCUGACAGCUCAUCCAGUGAAAGGCUACUUUUAGCAAAAUCAAAGUUAGAAUCAUUGUUAAUACAAAGGUCUGCUAUCAUUGCUGACGUUAAUCCUGAAAAGGUUUAUGAUGCCUUUCAGAAAAGUGUUGAUCCUGUUGUAAGCUAUUUUAAAGAAAAUAAUGCUAUGAUGUAUGCGGAUAUCUUACAGGAUGAAAUUGAUCUAUUGAAAUCCAUAAUUGAAAACCAAAUUUUGGAUGCACAAAGCAAAGUCGAUGAUUACACUCCUGUAUUGCAAAAGUUGAUGGAGAUUUCCUUUAAGUCACUUACCCAAUCCAAGCAAAAAAAUCAAGCUGUACUGAGUAGCCUGCUGAAAACUUGGUUAUCAGAUCUUGGUUCUAAGGAUAAACAUAGCAUGUAUCAACUUUACCACAUGGAAGACUACGAUAAGGCUAGGCAACGUCUCGCAAAGGAAACGUCUAUCCCUACCUAUUCAUCUUCAUCUCCUUCUAAGUUGCCAAAGAUAUCAAAUUCGCCUAGAAGGUUUACGGUUAAAUCACCUAAAAAGCCGGUUGUUUUUCCUAAAAGAUCACCCAAAAAACGAGUGCGUUUUGAUGAUUCAAUGUCUACUUCAGAUUCAAGCGUUUCUGCUUAUAACUCUCCAGAACAGUCGCACUCAAAGAAUAUUCCUUGGUCCAUAGAGAACAUGCCUCCACCCCCUUCUUUUCCUUUAACCAUUUCUUCGAAAGGCAAUACGUUGGAUCUUACUGAGGCUUUAGAUUCUCCACAAUCUUCUCUUCUGGAAGAUAAACCAGAAGAUGAAGAGGAUAAGACAGUUGAGCUGGAUGAAUCACUACCAAAUAAUUUGGAGCCCUUAUCCACAUCAAAUCUGGAUGUGGAAAUGGCAAACAUUUUCGGAGCGGAAUCUUCGAAUGAAGAAGUUUCUUUACCUCACUUGGAUACAAUAGAUCUGGACGCAAGUCCUAUCUCUAGUACUAAUAAAGUGGAAGGUGAAAAGCCUAGUUUCGAUCAACAUCAAACGUUGCAAAAAGAUCCUUCCCAAACUCCAGCUACUUUGAAUUCAAACGAUGUUAAUCUACCAACUGGAAACAAUCACCAAAACCUUAGUUCUUUGACAUCCUUGCGUCUUUCCAAUCCAUCCAAUAUUCGAAGAUCAUUUUUAGUUACAAAGGAUUCACAAAAAACAAAUGAAUGACAGUUUACGAGCAACAUACUGCGCACUUAAAAAGGUUAUGAUAACAUAAGGAUAUAUUGCAUAUACAAUAUUUAGAAACGAGUAAAUGAAUAAUUUAUUACUUAAAUGUUUCCCAUAUAUUCAUGAAACUAAUACGACAUAAGAGUACGAACUUACAACACCAUCAGA